Pygocentrus nattereri (red-bellied piranha) is the source of this 2636-nucleotide messenger RNA. RefSeq names its product lectin, mannose-binding 2 (gene lman2). The record is from RefSeq and is a predicted model, not a curated record. NCBI's taxonomy places the organism in Eukaryota, Metazoa, Chordata, Actinopteri, Characiformes, Serrasalmidae. Gene Ontology annotation, cellular component: endoplasmic reticulum-Golgi intermediate compartment; endoplasmic reticulum membrane; Golgi membrane. The transcript is spliced from 8 exons. The coding region runs from base 33 to 1088 and encodes 351 amino acids. Gene Ontology annotation, biological process: Golgi organization; endoplasmic reticulum to Golgi vesicle-mediated transport; endoplasmic reticulum organization. Gene Ontology annotation, molecular function: D-mannose binding.
UCCUUCAAACGGCAAGAGAGUAACUGAAGAAAAUGGCUCCAGAGAGAAAGCGCUCAGCGUUUCUCAGUUAUUCUCAAGGAGGUGUUUGCAAAAUGUGUCACAUAUUCCUGCUCUUAUGGUUACUUCACUUCUCCUCAGUUUACUCAGAUAUAACAGACGGCAACGCUGAGCACUUAAAGCGGGAGCAUUCACUCAUUAAACCAUAUCAAGGUGUUGGAACGAGCUCUUCAAGUCAAUGGGAUUUUUGGGGGAGUACUCUGGUGACCAGCCAAUAUGUACGCUUGACCCCUGAUGAACGUAGCAAGCAGGGUUCCAUUUGGAAUACAGUGCCCUGUUAUUUGAAAGACUGGGAGAUGCAUGUGCAGUUUAAAGUUCAUGGAUCAGGAAAGAAGAAUCUGCAUGGGGAUGGAAUUGCAAUUUGGUACACAAAAGAAAGAUUACAUCCUGGGCCAGUCUUUGGAAACCAAGACCAUUUUGUAGGCCUGGCUAUUUUUGUGGAUACUUUCCGCAAUGACCUCCACGGCAUGGAUCGUUCAUUUCCCUACAUUUCUGCAAUGGUGAGUAAUGGUUCUUUUGCAUAUGAUCAUGGAAAAGAUGGCCGAUCUACAGAGCUGGGGGGAUGCUCUGCUGAAAUCAGAAACAAAGACCACGACACAUAUCUUGCCAUUCGGUACUCCAAAGGCAGACUCACAAUUAUGGUCGACGUUGAUGACAGAAAUGAGUGGAAAGAAUGUAUUGAUAUUGGAGGAGUCCGUCUUCCUACAGGCUACUAUUUUGGAGCCUCUGCCGCAACUGGAGAUCUCUCUGACAACCAUGACAUCAUCUCGAUGAAAAUGUACCAGCUGAUGGUAGAACACACUCCUGAGGAGGACAGCCAGGACUGGACUAAGAUUGAGCCCAGUGUCAGCCUGCUCAAGUCUCCAAAAGACAACAUUGAUGAUCCUACCGGUAAUUUCCGGAGCACGCCUCUUACUGGCUGGAAGGUCUUCCUGCUCCUGCUCUGUGCACUUCUUGGGAUCGUUGUUUGUGCUGUUGUAGGAGCUGUGGUCUUUCAGAAACGACAAGAGCGGAACAAGAGAUUUUACUAGACAUAAACCUGAACAGGACAAUUUCAAAGGACUCUUAAGAGAUAUGGGUUGGAGACAAAUGUGAAAUUUUAGCAGUGGUAAAAAUGCAUAUUACUGAAGUGAACAAUUGAAAGAGAAUCAUAUAAGGUGUGUUUUGUAUGCUUGGAAAAUGGUGUGUGUGUGAAGGGCUGGACUGCAAUGACUUCAACAUGGAUUCUUUUUUUUCUUUUUUGUUUGUGGUUUCAGUACAAGUUAUUUGGCCGGUUGCACCAGUGUAUACAGCAAAAUGCAUAUGAUCACACAUUUUGAACAGCUGAAGUAAAAAGAAAAAUACAAAAAAAAAAAAAUAUUGGAGAUCUUUUUGGUUCAGUCAGGCCCAACUGCUGUAUGACAAGUGAAUUCUCUGAUUAGCUCUGUCUGUCCAUGAAUACUCUGAAGUGUUUUAAGUAGUAUGAGUUGAUUUUGAUUUUAUUUUUGAUUUAAAGCAAAAACAUUUUUGUUUGUUUGUUUGUUUGUUUUUUCUUCCAGGUUAUGUUUCAUUAAUGUCUGUUGGUUGUGAGGGGGACUGUAUUAAACUUUUCUUCCGAAAGGAAAAUGGUGAUCGAGAAAGAGGUCUGAGAAAGAGAAUUCAAGUGGAUAAAGGAUUGAUUCCGGUUAAAAGCUACUGCCGUUUUGACUUUGAGUAAACAGCAUGUUUACAUAACAUUUACAGCAUGUUUCUCCAGGAUGAUGGUUCAGCUGGUUAUUGCAGAUUGUUUUUAGCAUAAGUGUUAGCUAAAGGAGUGUGAAAUAAGAUCAAAUUGUUAUCUUAAAAAUUAAAUCCAGUCUCUCGCUACAGAUUUUGAUCCAGUUUUCCAGCUUUACAGUGUUAAUGGAGAAUUUUCUGGUGAAUGCACAUCCUUUCAGUUGUUUAUUAAAUGAUGGUCUGUAUUUGCUUGAACUUUAUUGGCUGCAUAUGAGGGUCUUGUAAUGAGCCCACAUCAUUUGGAGAAAGCAGCAGAAAAAUGCAAAGGCUUGCGCACCCCUAUUAAAUUACACGUUUUGUUGGUUUUCUAACUGAAAAUAAAUUUAAAAACCUGAGUAUAACACUUUUUUGCUCAUUUUGGUGCACAGUUUCUAUUUAUUUACUGAGUUUAACAUAUUGUAAAAUAUUAAGUGUGCCAUAACUUUUGCACACACUUUAGUUUAUUAUGUUAAAUUUAGUAAAUAGUAAUAGUGCAGAAGUGAGUUCUGUGGAGAAUCUGGUGACUUAUUUUCAUAUAAAAAAAAAUCAAUAAAACAUCUCGACCAGUGGUGCCCAAACUUUGGGAUGACCAUAUAUUAUUUUUGAUCAAACAUUUUACAAACAAAUUAUUCUUUUUAUUUCAAAGUUGUCUAUCAACUGUAAUGAAACAUUCACCUACAGUCUUUGAAAUGGAUCUUUGUAGAUGACGGACUGAUUAAAAUGCACUGAUGUAUGUUUUUGCUGGCGUUCCAUACCAAGUCUUACUCUCUGUGACACAGAAUGGGCAAAGGUUGUACAGGAAAACUGCAGUGAGUGGAUUGUAAAUAAAGCAGUUCCUCCAGUAA